This is a messenger RNA of Budorcas taxicolor (takin), 4806 nucleotides long. RefSeq names its product patatin like phospholipase domain containing 7 (gene PNPLA7). NCBI's taxonomy places the organism in Eukaryota, Metazoa, Chordata, Mammalia, Artiodactyla, Bovidae. Bases 140 to 4108 code for a protein of 1322 amino acids. Gene Ontology annotation, biological process: lipid metabolic process. The transcript is spliced from 36 exons. The record is from RefSeq and is a predicted model, not a curated record. Gene Ontology annotation, cellular component: endoplasmic reticulum. Gene Ontology annotation, molecular function: phosphatidylcholine lysophospholipase A1 activity.
UGCCCCCGGCUCCCCAGUUCUCCUGGACUUGACCGCCUUCCCUCUGGCCCCACGCUGUGGAGCAAGCGGAGCAGCUGAAGGCGCUUCCGUCGUGUGGCAGGUGCCGGGGGCUUGAGCUUUUGUCCCCCUUGAGCCUGCCAUGGAGCAAGAGGAGGACACUGGCCCAGAGGUGGGCUUCUAUCCGGCCGCCCUAUGGUCCUGGGGUCUGGAGCUGAUGGAGCAGCAUUCCCAGUCCACCAUGCUGCUGGGGAUUGUGAUUGGAGUCUUCCUGGCCCUGGCCUUCAUCGGCACCACCAUCUUUUUUGUGUACAGAAGGGUUAGCCAAUUCCGACAGGUGCAGCCCAGUCCUCAGUACAGGUUCCGGAAGAGAGACAAGGUGAUGUUCUACGGCAGGAAGAUCAUGAGGAAGGUGACCACGCUUCCCCACACACUUGUGGGGAACACAGCUGCCCCCCGGCAGCGGGUGAGGAAGAGGACCAAGGUGCUGUCUUUGGCCAAGAGGAUCCUGCGGUUCAAGAAGGAAUAUCCUACCUUGCAGCCAAAGGAGCCCCCGCCCUCCCUGCUGGAGGCUGACCUCACAGAGUUUGAUGUGAAGAAUUCUCACCUGCCGUCAGAAGUUCUGUACAUGCUGAAAAACGUCCGGGUCCUGGGUCACUUUGAGAAGCCGCUAUUCCUGGAACUUUGCAAACACAUGGUCUUUGUGCAGCUUCUGGAAGGCGAGUACAUCUUCCGGCCGGGGGAGCUGGACAACAGCAUCUAUGUGGUGCAGGACGGGCGGCUGGAGGUCCGCGUCCAGGACUCGGCGCAGGAUGGCACUGAGGUGACGGUCAAAGAGGUUCUGGCUGGAGACAGCGUCCACAGCCUCCUCAGCAUCCUGGACGUCAUCACCGGCCAUGCCGCACCGUACAGAACGGUGUCCGCCCGCGCUGCUGUGCCCUCCACCGUCCUCCGGCUCCCGGCUACGGCGUUUCAAGGAGUUUUUGAGAGAUAUCCUGAAACUCUGGUGAGGGUGGUGCAGAUCAUCAUGGUGCGGCUGCAGAGGGUCACCUUUCUGGCUCUGCACAACUACCUGGGCCUGACCACGGAGCUCUUCAACCCCGAGAGCCAGGCCAUCCCGCUCGUGUCUGUGGCCAGCCUGACUGCCGGGAAGGCCAAGAAGCCGACGUGCUGCAGUCUGGAGGAGAGGCUAGAGAGGCCACCUCAGUCCCAGGAGCCCUGCGGCCCAGAUCGUGGGGGCAGCCGCACCGCGGCCUGUGGGCCUCCGCCCGAGAGGAGCCACCCCGCCCUGCUGCCUUCCGUCCACGAGGGGGCGGCGGCCAAGCUCAGCCAGGCCCAGGCUGGCAUCCAGGCCUCUUCGGCUCGUGCAGGUGCCACCUCAGACCUGAGGAUGGUGUGUGACCGAGCCCGGGUCCCGCCGCCCACAGAAGAGCGCCCCGGUGGCGCGGUGGCCAGCAAGUCCAAGAAGAAUGUGGUUGUUGCAGAGACCCCAUCGGCUGUCCUCCCCAACUCGGACGGUACCUUGGACGAGUCUGUUGCCAGCAAGAAGACAGACUCCAUCCUCAGAGCUGCCACACAGGACCUGCUCACCCUGAUGAAGCUGGAUGACCCUUCGCUGUUGGAUGGCCGGGUGGCGCUUCUCCAUGUCCCAGGGGGCACGGUGGUGUUGAAGCAGGGAGACCAGGACACGAGCAUCCUCUUCGUGGUCUCGGGGCUGCUGCACGUGUACCAGCGGAAGAUUGACAGCGAGGAGGACACGUUCCUGUUCAUGGCACGGCCUGGUGAGAUGGUGGGCCAGCUGGCGGUGCUCACGGGCGAGCCCCUCAUCUUCACCAUCAAGGCCAACCGGGACUGCAGCUUCCUGUCCAUCUCCAAGGCGCACUUCUACGACAUCAUGCGGAGGCAGCCGGCCGUGGUCCUGAGCGUGGCGCACACCGUGGUGAGGCGGGUGUCCUCCUUCGUGCGGCAGAUCGACUUCGCCCUGGACUGGAUGGAGGUGGAGGCCGGCCGCGCCAUAUACAGGCAGGGGGACAAGUCCGACUGCACCUACAUCGUGCUCAGCGGCCGCCUGCGCGCUGUGAUCCAGAAGGACGACGGCAAGAAGCGCCUGGCGGGCGAGUACGGCCGUGGAGACCUCGUGGGCGUGGUGGAGACGCUCACCCGCCAGGCCAGGGCAACCACAGUGCAUGCUAUUCGGGACUCAGAGCUGGCCAAGCUUCCUGAAGGCGCCCUGAACUCCAUCAAGCGCCAGUACCCGCAGGUUGUGACUCGACUGAUUCGCCUCUUGGGUGAGAAGAUCUUGGGCAGCCUCCAGCAGGGAGCUGCGGCAGGUCACCAGUUUGGGUUCCACACUGUGGGCAGCAAGUGGGACUCGGGGAACCCUGCCAGCAACCUUUCCACAGUGGCCGUCAUGCCAGUGUCGGAGGACGUGCCCCUCACUGCCUUCACCCUGGAGCUCAAGCAUGCCCUCAGCGCUAUUGGCCCUGCCCUGCUGCUGACCAGUGACAGCAUAAAACAGCGCCUUGGCUCCGCUGCUCUGGACAGUAUCCACGAGUACCGGCUGUCCAGCUGGCUGGGGCAGCAGGAGGACAUCCACCGGAUCGUGCUCUACCAGGCGGACAGCACGCUCACGCCCUGGACCCAGUGCUGCAUCCGGCAAGCGGACUGCAUCCUCGUCGUGGGCCUGGGCGAGCAGGAGCCCAGGGUCGGCGAGCUGGAGCGGAUGCUGGAGACUUCGGCCGUGCGCGCCCAGAAGCAGCUGGCACUGCUGCACCGGCAGGACGGGCCCGCGCCGGCCCGCACCGCGGAGUGGCUCAACAUGCGAGGCUGGUGCUCCGGCCACCUGCACCUCUGCUGCCCUCGCCGAGUCUUCUCUAGGAGGAGCCUGCCCAAGCUGGUGGAGCUGUACGAGCGGGUCUGCCAGAGGCCCCCGGACCGGCACUCGGACUUCUCCCGCCUGGCGAGAGUGCUGACCGGCAAUGCCAUCGCCUUGGUCCUUGGGGGAGGGGGAGCAAGGGGCUGCGCGCAGGUGGGCAUCAUCCGGGCCCUGACGGAGUGCGGCAUCCCGGUGGACAUGGUCGGAGGGACGUCCAUCGGGGCCUUCAUGGGUGCCCUGUACUCGGAGGAACGCAGCUACAGCCAGAUCCGCAUCCGGGCCAAGCAGUGGGCGGAGGACAUGAUGUCGAUGGUGAAGACCAUGCUGGACCUGACCUACCCCAUCACUUCCAUGUUCUCGGGGGCCGGCUUCAACAGCAGCAUCUCCAGCGUCUUCAAGGACAGGCAGAUUGAGGACCUGUGGGUCCCGUACUUCGCCGUCACCACAGACAUCUCCGCCUCGGCCAUGCGGGUCCACACGGACGGAUCGCUGUGGAGGUACGUGCGUGCCAGCAUGUCCCUAUCGGGUUACAUGCCUCCACUCUGCGACCCCAAAGACGGGCACCUGCUGAUGGAUGGGGGCUACGUCAACAACCUCCCAGCGGAUGUGGCCAGGUCGAUGGGGGCAAAGGUGGUGAUCGCCAUUGACGUGGGCAGCCGGGAUGAGACAGAUCUCACCAACUACGGGGACGCGCUCUCGGGCUGGUGGCUCCUGUGGAAGCGCUGGAAUCCCUUGGCCACGAAGGUCAAGGUGCUGAACAUGGCUGAGAUCCAGACACGCCUAGCCUAUGUGUGCUGUGUCCGGCAGCUGGAGAUGGUGAAGAACAGCGAGUACUGCGAGUACCUGCGCCCCCCGAUUGACGGCUAUGGCACCCUGGAGUUCAGCAAGUUUGAUGAGAUCUGUGAGGUGGGGUACCAGCACGGCCGGACAGUGUUUGACAUCUGGGGUCGCAGCGGCGUGCUGGAGAAGAUGCUGCAGGACCGGCAGGGGACGAGCAAGACGAAGGCGAGCGACGUCCUCACCUGCCCCAACGCCUCCUUCACGGACCUUGCUGAGAUUGUAUCGCGUAUCGAGCCUGCCAAGGUGGCUGCUGGGGACGAUGAGUCUGACUACCAGACUGAGUAUGAGGAGGUGCUGCUGGGAGGCUCCAAGGACGCGUAUGCUGACUUCCAAGGCGCCCCAGCCGACCAGGGCUCCGACUUGGAGGAUGAGCCCUCACUUCGGCAUCAACACUGAGGUCUGGCUUCCCCCCAAAUACCCGAGGACUCCUCAGCACCCCAGCUCUCUGACUAAGAUGGGGAGAAGUUUCCACCCUGAAGCACCCUGAAGCCAGCACCUCCCGUGGCUCCGUCUCAGAGUGCCUAGCUCCUGCAGCUCUUCAGCCUGCCAGGGAGACCCGCUGGGGCCCAGUGUGGAGUGCCACUCUGGGGCCCCUCUGCCCUGGCCUCUCCUGGAGGGCCACUGGCCCUGGAAUCCCCUGCACACGCAGCAGUCGUCAGGGCUGUGUCAGCCCUUGUGGCCCCUCGUGCUGGAGCCCUCCUGUUUCUGCUUUGCCUAUCAAUAAAGGCAGAUCUGAUUAUGCGGGACAUGUGGUCCCUGUGCUGAGGUCCCUGGGCCGGGGCCCCACCAAGGUGGGCAGCUCACAGUCCUGACCCUGGAGGGUAUAGUGUUGCCUGCCUGCCUGUGAGGUCACUGCGUGGGACCCUGGGACCCGAAGCCAGGCAGGCAGGGCACCCAAGGUCGGGAUGGUGCUGGUAUCCGCCUAACCAGGCAUGAAGCCCCCCGGAGCUCUCAGGCGUCGUUCCUACUUUGUACACACAAGAUUCUUCCCUAAGAUGACCUGGGCACUUUGCUUUUCAGAUCAUUAAAUAGCGCCAGGGACUCCUUUGCCUUUGCCUUUGACUUUGGGGUCCACGGUCCCUGCAGGUCUCCGA